Mesoplodon densirostris (Blainville's beaked whale) is the source of this 1176-nucleotide messenger RNA. It is a transcript of the gene RIMKLA, whose product is annotated as ribosomal modification protein rimK like family member A. Gene Ontology annotation, molecular function: ligase activity, forming carbon-nitrogen bonds; metal ion binding; ATP binding. NCBI's taxonomy places the organism in Eukaryota, Metazoa, Chordata, Mammalia, Artiodactyla, Ziphiidae. Bases 1 to 1176 code for a protein of 391 amino acids. The transcript is spliced from 5 exons. Gene Ontology annotation, biological process: protein modification process. The record is from RefSeq and is a predicted model, not a curated record. Gene Ontology annotation, cellular component: cytoplasm.
AUGUGCUCCCAGCUCUGGUUCCUGACGGACCGGCGCAUCCGCGAGGACUACCCUCAGGUGCAGAUCUUGCGCGCCCUCCGGCAGCGCUGCUCCGAGCAGGACGUGCGCUUCCGGGCGGUGCUCAUGGACCAGAUCGCCGUCACCAUCGUCGGCGGCAACCUUGGCCUGCAGCUGAACCAGAAGGCACUCACCACUUUCCCAGACGUGGUGCUUGUCCGGGUGCCCACACCCUCAGUGCAGUCGGACAGUGACAUCACCGUCCUGCGACACCUGGAGAAGUUGGGCUGCCGCUUAGUCAACCGCCCACAGAGCAUUCUAAACUGCAUCAACAAAUUCUGGACAUUCCAGGAGCUGGCUGGACAUGGGGUCCCCAUGCCGGACACCUUCUCCUAUGGUGGGCAUGAAGACUUUGCAAAAAUGAUCGAUGAAGCCGAGCCUCUGGGCUACCCAGUCGUGGUGAAGAGCACGCGCGGACACCGGGGAAAAGCUGUUUUUCUCGCAAGAGAUAAACACCACCUCUCAGACAUCUGCCAUGUGAUCCGCCACGAUGUGCCCUACCUGUUCCAGAAGUACGUGAAGGAGUCCCACGGAAAGGAUAUCCGGGUGGUGGUAGUAGGUGGCCAGGUGAUAGGCUCUAUGCUUCGCUGCUCCACAGACGGACGGAUGCAGAGCAACUGCUCUCUCGGUGGCGUGGGCGUCAUGUGCCCACUGACAGAACAAGGCAAGCAGCUGGCUAUCCAGGUGUCCAACAUCCUGGGCAUGGACUUCUGUGGCAUCGAUCUCCUCAUCAUGGACGAUGGUUCCUUUAUGGUGUGUGAAGCAAAUGCCAACGUGGGUUUCCUAGCCUUCGACCAGGCCUGCAACCUAGAUGUGGGCGGGAUCAUUGCGGACUACACCAUGUCCUUGCUGCCCAACAGGCAGACCGGGAAGAUGGCUGUCCUCCCAGGACUGUCUAGUCCCAGGGAGAAGAAAGAGCCAGACAGCUGUGCUUCAGCUCAGGGAGUCACAGAGAGCGUCUACGCCAUCAACAGCGGGUCUACCUCUAGCGAGAGCGAGCCUGAACUGGGAGAGAUCCAGGGGUCCUCAGCAAGCACAGCGGGGGCCCCGGCCCCCAUGCUGCCCGACCCUGGCUACAACAUUAACACCAGGAUUGCUUCAGAAUUAAAACUUAAGUGA